UCAUAUACCAACUUGUACACACACUUAUUGUGUCCAUUCGACAAUGAAAUUGUGAUGCUGUUCCGUUACAAGUGUCCACGCAGAAACUACAACGACGAAGUAGUUCUCUUUUCUUCUUUUAUUUAUUAGUAUUUUUCUAUCGUUAAAAAUACUUUUGUUUGUGAUAUGGGUUUUACUGUGUGCAAUAGUGAGAUGAAUUAAAUGUACAAAGUUACAGUGAAUUUUUUAAAAUUUUGACGUGUUUAUCAUUUGGUAUAUGUCAGUUACCAACACAUAUCGUUUUAAUUUUGUCAUUUAUCUUUGAGGAAAUAAAGUAAACACAGUCAUGGAAGGCGAUAAGAGCUCGAGCGAAACACAGCGUUUCAAGCCAAAAAUUAAAAUUGUCGUACAACCGUCGAAUUCGCGAUUCGGGUACAAGGAUGAACAACGUGCCAGUUUUAUACAAGGUUCAGAAGCCUAUCCAGCAAUUCGGAUACACAACUAUCGUGGACCAGUAACCGUCAUUAUUUCCUGCGUUACUGUAGAUCCUCCUUACAAACCACAUCCUUGUAAACUUUUUAACGGGAACACUAUGGACAAGCAUGGAGUUUGUCACAUCUAUGUGCAUCGAACAAAGAAACAAAUCCAUUUUAAGAACCUGUUCGUUGAAUCCGUUAAUGUAGAAGACGUAGUCGAAUCCUUAACGGAAAGGGAGCGCAAGAAAGUUGAUCCGUUUAAGAUCGUGCUUGCAGCGGGCUUUGCACACAAAGAUUCACCUGAAGACAUCAGUCUAAACUCCGUGCGCCUGUGCUUUCAAGUGAUCCUGCAUUCGUUCGCAUCCGGUUCUAUUGAAGUAGACCCCGUUGUGUCUGAUCCAAUACAUAACACCUGCAAAAGACUGAACAUAAAAACAUUGAGAAAAAAAACAAAUUAUCUCAAUAUUUGUUAUCUCAGUCAUAAUUCGGCAACAGUUGCUGGUGGAUUGAAAAUAUGCAUUCUGUGCGAGAGAGUACCAAGAAACGACAUUGAAGUUCGAUUCUUUCACAAGGACAGUAAAUGGGAAGCUUUCGGAAGAUUCGUCGGGCCAAGUAUUUUUCAAAAGGUAGCAAUAAUAAUUGAAACACCUGAAUUCAAAACCGAUACCCUUAGCCCAGAAAGCAUAAAAGAACCGAUUGAAGUGAACGUUCAAUUGAAGCAACCAUCGAAUGGACAUGUAAGUGAUCCAAUACCUUUUCAAUUGUUACCAUUGGCAGAAUCAGAUUAUCAGUCCAGCGAAACCGCUAAUGGGUUAUCCUUGAAAAGAAAAAAAUCGUACUAUACAAAAGCAUCAAGUAUUUCGACUUGUAAAGCCCUGCAAGAUGAAGUACUGAAAGAUAAGGAUGAACUGUUGAAUGACUUUCCAUGUGAACCUUGGGAAUUGCCACCAGUGCCACCAGUUACAAGUUCAACGAGAACGACUGAAUCGAGUAAACUGAUACCAAAUAUUUCGGCUGCAAAAUUGCAAUCGGAGGAACUCGCAGCUGUUAUCAAUUUAUACGUGGAAUUUCUAAGGGGAUCAUCAACAUGUGAUUCGACGGGUACCCCAAUAAACUUUGGAGAACCAUGUAACUCGAUAGAAGAUGUAAUGGAGCUGAUUGACAAAGAUUGGAAUUCAAGUAAAACUGUUUCAAAUCCAACCGACAAGAGCGUAUUGCCAUAUAAACCGCAAAUAAAUGUUUCCACUAUUAGUUUGCCAUCAAAUGAAGUCGUCAACAUUAAUGAACCGAAUAGCAACACGAAGUCUGACAUGCAACAAAUGGCUGAUUCUGUUCACACUGAAGUAACGCAACCAAGUUAUGAUCUUGACGAUCUCAUUUUGUCUGAAUUGAUCUUGGAUCUAAACUUAAACAUCGAAGAUAUUCAUUUAGAAACAUGACACAGUGAAUAGGACAGCAAAAAAGAAAGUAGAUUAGAAAAUUUUAUAAAAUGUUUGACAAGUGCAGUGAUGUAUAAAAAAAAACGAACGAUGUAGAUAUGGAAGAAGAAUCUAAAGAAUCUGGAUACAUAUUUUUUAUACGUUUUCAAAGUAUGAAUUUGCACUUGGAAAUAAUGAUAAGACUUUGUACAUGCGUCUAUGUAUGCAAAAGUUUAUCGAUUACCAUACUACCUAUAUUGUGCACCGAGAGCGUGAUGUAGGCUGUUUUAGACCAAGUGUGGAGGUUGCAGCACGAGUUAAAGCGAGUAGCCCGAGCCGCAGAAGAAGAGUACUGCAAUAUCCACACGAGGUCAAAAAUCCCGCUUAGUCCUUGGUGCAGACCAUAGUUUUUGUAA
Molecule: messenger RNA, 2289 nt
Organism: Nasonia vitripennis (jewel wasp)
Lineage: Eukaryota; Metazoa; Arthropoda; Insecta; Hymenoptera; Pteromalidae
Product: embryonic polarity protein dorsal-like
Exons: 12
Coding region: 326-1894 (522 amino acids)
Biological process (GO): inflammatory response; regulation of DNA-templated transcription; cellular response to stress
Cellular component (GO): cytoplasm
Molecular function (GO): DNA binding; DNA-binding transcription factor activity
Source: RefSeq, a predicted model, not a curated record